Molecule: messenger RNA, 5060 nt
Organism: Plectropomus leopardus (leopard coralgrouper)
Lineage: Eukaryota; Metazoa; Chordata; Actinopteri; Perciformes; Serranidae
Source: RefSeq, a predicted model, not a curated record
AAAAACGAGCACGGAGCCUUUUUUCAGCAUAAACAAACAUGAAGGCAGGGGGAGAAUACUUUGACCGGCCUGACUGAAGACAUGAGACAACCUUUACUCCUUAUCAGUCUGUCUCUGGCAGUCCUCCUGUCUGCCAAUGUGCUGGCUCAGGACCAGAUCCAGAUCCAGUUCCAGACAGAUCCAGUACUGGUCCAAACUGGUGCUGAGAUCGUGUUCACGGUGCUGACAGUGUCCCGGGUGUUCUCCAUGGAAUGGCAGUACCAAGGAGGAGUCACUCUGGGUGUGUGGAGUGGAGGAUCCCCAUCUAUUAAUCCCGUGGCCCAGUUCGAGGGUCGGGUCACCAUCACUGCCACCCAGCUCCGAAUCGUAGGCGCCCAGCUCCGAGAUGCAGGGAACUACACGGUGGUGGUGACCCCCCUCGCUACAACAGGCCUGACCACUAACUCCAGAUCAAUACAGCUGAGGGUGUUUGACGCGGUGUCUGGGGUAAGUCUGUUUGUUCCCACGGUGGCGGUGGAGGGGAGAAAUGUGUCUCUGAGGUGUACGUGGACGUCUGGGACAGAGGUUACUGUCCAGUGGGGCAAAGAAGGUGCAGCCAUCAUUGCCGACUCCAGGAUCACCAUCUCCGAUGGCUCUCUGGUGAUCAACCCAGCCAGACGCGGUGAUGCUGGGGAGUACACAUGUACCGUCAGCAACCCCGUCAGCGCCCAAACUGCCAGACAGAGCCUCACUGUCUACUAUGGCCCUGACACCCCCGUGCUGACCAAGGACACCUCACAAGAGUGCGUCGGGGGAGGAGAUGUGCUGGUCGGACAGACGGUGCGUCUCACCUGUAUGUCUGACUCGCUGCCCCCUGCCCUCUUCACAUGGCAACGUGAUGGACAGACGGUCGCAUCUGGCCAGCCGGACAGUGGGGUGCUCAGCCUUCAGACAUUCUCCACGAACGAGAGCGGCCGCUACGUCUGCACGGCCAGAAACAGCAUCACUGGAGGCACGUCUGAGCAGGGGACAGACUUGGCCAUUGUAGACACAUGUCUAAAUGUAGGGGAAGUGGUGGGGAUUGUGAUUGGCUCUUUGCUGCUGCUGCUAAUCAUCAUCCUCCUCAUCGUGCUCAUUGUCUUCCUCGUGCGUAGGAGGGGACGACGGAGACAACAUGACAGGACUGUGCUUGUGCAGAAGUCAAACCCAAAUCCCAGGCCUAUACCUCCGGAUCCACAACCUAAUGGUGCAAGGGAUUUGGGCCAAGGUCCCCACCCCCCCCUCUAUCACUUGAACACACACACACGCCACCACGACCGCUUAUACACAGCUCCACGUGAAAGCCCCGGCAACCCGCAGACACUGGCGCUGAACGGGCUGCAUAACUCCAACACACACCAACACAAUGGUCCCACCCACACAAAUGGACUCCUACACAAUGCCCCUCAGAACGCCAAUGGAUACCCACACAAUGGCCAUGACAACAGGGCUUUCACACACACUGAUGCUCAGAUUGCAAACACGCUCCCGAACACACAGCAGCAGAAUCCUAACGUUCUAAUACAGACUGGCACUGCCCAGGGCGGCGUCCAGCCGCCAGCGGUCCAUGUCAACCUCAACACGUUGCCGCAAUCAGCACAACAAAACAGCAAUGCACAAAUGCCAACCAUUCAUGUCAAUCUUAACUCGUACCCAACCAAUGGCCAACAGACUCAGCAAGACAGCUCUUUUCCUCUCACCAAUACAGCCAGUAAUAAUGCUUCACAAACCCAACAAAACCUGACACAAACUGCACAGUCAAAUCCCAGAAUACAAAGCGAGCAGUCCUAUCCCAGUGACCCCCGAUUGAAUGGUCGUGUAGAACAAGGUCUACUAGAUCAGCUUGGACUUAUCCCGACUGGAUACACGCAUUAUAACAAUAAUCACAUUUCUCAGCGAAACGCCAACACACAGACAUACCAGCGGGAGCCAGAGCCUCAACGCCGGCCCGACAGAAACUCCUGGGAUCUCCUCCGAGGGACACCAGCGUAUCCUAACGGCACUCCUCAAAGAGGACACACAUCAUCAGAGUAUACCUCUGACACCACAGACUACACUACCCAUCCUCCCAUACGAGAGCCAAGAGCAGCAAACAGAUCUCAGCCACGACCUGAGAGCAGAACCACCUCCCGCAGCAGAGCUCCGAGCAGACGGGAUACACCAUCGGUGGACAGACAGACACGGAGCCGUUCAGCUGAUCUUCGCGGCCCAAACACUCGUAGUGUAACACAGUUUGAGGCUGAACGGCACACACAGAGGAGCCACCACACACAAAGGAAAAGUGCUCAGCGAGACAUCAGUGGUUUGCCUCAUAGCCAGACUGCCCCCAGGCAGGAAGCCACACACAGAAAUAACCCCCAGGCGCUGCCUCUCAUGAGCCAGGAGGCUUCUGUAGGCCGCUCUGCUGUGUCACAAGGACCGGUGAAACAACAGGGUAUGACUGCACCGCGGGGUGCGGAUUCAAGAGCUUUGGCUGAUCCUAAUCACCUUCCACAGGCACACAUGGCCCAGCAACACAGAGCAGUACCGAUCCAAACACCACCACAAGGUCUGGGCAAACAGACACAGCCUGUCAUAAAUGGUGCCAAUCAACCUCGCCAAGGAGGCACUGCUCCAGUCCCACACUCUCCUGCCCAGCAUAAUCCCAGUAACCUAACCCAGGCUGCACUUGAAGCCCACACUGAGAGGGCUCAAACAUUUCAGAAUCGGAGACAGCAGACCCAGGCCGCCCUGCUCCAGCCCGGACCACAGGCACGUGUUCCACCAACUCCUCCUCCUGCCAUUCCCCUCACAACGUUUCAGACCCUCCCCAAGAAACACACCCAGCACAAAUCCCCAAUUAGGGGUCCUCAGCCCCCCAGACCUCCUGUUAACAUACCUGUGGCUCAACGACCCCGACAACAGCGGCACGCCAACCAUCAUCACCAUCCUGGAAACGGCCACUUGCAUGUCAGUGCACAGAGGCAUGCUCGUGGCCACGGGCACCCUGCCCACGUCACCCACCCGCAGCAGCAUCAGGCUCACAGAGGGAGACCGAGAUGAUGACAGAUGUCAGCAGACUACACUCUGCAACUGUCCCGCAUCCACUGACACAAACAAACAGCUGACAGACGUGAUCCAAUAUACCACCGAGUGAGACUGACUGCACAAGGUUCUGCUCUCAAAAAAGCUGUCAUACCCUGGAAUCUCAGUCAAAAAGUCAGAUUUUAUUUGAAAGAAAUGAGCAUGUCUCCCAUGGGAAUGAUGAAUGUAACUUUUCAGAAAUCAGUCCUGCAUUCUUAGAAAGAAAUGACAAAAUUAUGUCAGAAAAGAGGCUUGAUUUGCUCUCUUUAAAAAGUACUGAAUUUAACAAGCUAAAUGAUACUAAAGGAUUUUUCGAUAAAAAGUUCCCUACAUCAACAACCUCUCUCUUCACACACACACACACACACACACACACACACACACACACACACACACACACGCAUAUUGUACAAUUUUACUUCUGAAGCACUGGUCAUGCAUCAAACUUUGCCAAGAGCCUGCUCAGAGUCGACAAGUUCAGUGAUCCAUAGCUCUUGACCAAGCCCACAUCCCCUAAUCCAUUCAUCAUCAAAACUAAACAACACUACCUUGACAAAACGCCCUUGAUGUCCCUGCAUGACUAUCUGUGUCUGAUCUAAUAGACAAUAAAUGAGAAGGGACUCGGCCUCUGGGAGCAGUGACAAUUAUAAAAGAAGAAAUUAGCCGUAGGGGUGGUCUUCAUGUACAUCGAACUAUUUAUUUUGCGCCUUCUGUUUACACAUGCCUCUUAUGACACUACUCAAUUAAGGGGAUUCGCCUCAGCGACGCUCAGAAGUAAUGCUCAGCUAACUAUGAAGGGGAUCCCACAAAUGGAUGGGCGCUUAUUAAUUAAAUGCUUUUAUGUGACUUAAAUGACUUGGAAAAUAAUCACACCCGUGCAUGAAUGAGGUCAGCACAAAGACUCCAGCUGCCAUGCUUUCUGCUGAAAAAGCACAAUGUAACAAUUUACUGUCUGCACUGGGUCACAAACGGCACGACUGAUGAGAUGUCAUUAUUACUUUUAUUACUAUAGCUUAAGUAUUUAUUGAUUUAUAAUGUCGUUGAUUUUUUGUUUUUUAACUCAGGGCACAGAAAAAAAUAAUUAUUUAUGUUGCACCAGUAGGUAUAAAUAUUAUCCAGGAAAAGAAAUUAUCAAAUUAAUUUGGAUGUUUGGUGAUAUUCUGUAUUUCUCUUAUUGUCAACAAAUCCUUAAUUCUAAAUAUUUUACUAUAAAAGUAUUUUCUGUGCAGCCAAAAUGUAAUAUCUUAUUCCUCUGUGCCGUUCGUUAUCCAAAAAAGUAAAACACACAUCAAUGAGCCUCACAGUCGCACAAGGUGACACAGUCCAUCAUUACUGUAAACAUGGGCACUGUAGUUUAUCUCUCCCACUGCUGUAAAUUCUUACUAGAGCACCAAAUAUGUAUUAAUCCCCAUCUGAAAUCGUCUUGAACAUAAUGCAGUAUUUACAGCCGUAUAAGCAACAUUUGCUAAAAGCUGCAGUCCAGCUGUUGCAAGAAAUCACUUCGCCUUUUGUUAAACAAACAAACAAAAAAAUCCAACAAUUUAUUCUCAACCUCUUUAAAUAUUUACAUCUUUAGGAGCAACAAAUGGGCUGAGAACCAGAGAUGUGCCUAAAUCCUAAUACAUUUUACAGGAAAGCACAGAUAGUGUGGUAAUUCUACCCGAAGUUGCUCAAAUGUAUUCACGAAAAAAGCCAUGAGUGACAUGUCUGUUUAUGUUUCUUGAAAUUGAUUCAUAUCAUGAUGGAUGACCACAAGAUAAAAAUACCCUGUCUGUCUGCAGCAUAGGGCUUUUAUUUUAAAAACUAGUCAUUACGUUUGCUACAUAUUACUAAAAAAAUAUGGCUAUUCUGUAGUUGCCCUGUCAUAGCAAGGAGAGGGCUAAGAGUGAUAUACUAGUGAUGUGUGGGUCAGGAUUUUUUAAGACCAACUCAUUAGGAGCCAACUUCAUGCAUUAUAGCAUCCAAAUUGUCAGGACUGA